AUGGAGCAAUACAGAGAUCCUGUUUUAAGUCGAAAAAUCAGUGAUAUUAAGGAAAAUGAAAUCAAAAACACUGACUACUUAAUCAGAGACGAAGUUUUAUGCCAAAAAGUUAAACAGAACGAUGGAAGAACCAAGAUUCUAAAAAUAGUACCACAAUCUUACCAGUGGAGUAUCAAUAAUCAUUACCAUGAGGCGUUAAAGCACUUUGGUUGGGAGAAAACUCUAGACAAACUCAAAGAACACUUUUGGUUUGACAAAAUGAGCUCAAAAGUUCGCAGCUUCAUAGACAAUCGCGUGAUCUGUAAAACAUUAAAAGGGACUUCAGGUGCAACACAGAUGGAAUUGCACCCAAUAGAAAAAAUUGCGGAACCAUUCCACACUAUUCACAUAGAUAUCUCUGGAAAAUUGAGUGGAGCGUCAUCUGAAAAAGAAUAUGUCUUUGUAGCGGUUGAUGCCUUUUCCAAAUUUGUGUUAUUGAAGUACGCUUCUAAGAAAAAUCAAGAAUCAGCCCUGCAACAUCUAAAAGAAAUUAUAUUUCUUUUCGGUGCUCCCAAAAGGAUCAUCGUUGAUGGCGAUGGUGCAUUUGUGUCUCAAUAUGAACAAUAUUGCAAAAAGCACGGCAUUGAACUACACCAUCCUGCAGCAUAUACCAGUAGAGCAAACGGCCAAGCAGAAAGAGUUAUGCGUGUCAUCAAGGAUGGCCUCACUGUCAUUAGUAAUACUCAGAAAGAUCACUGGGAAUAUGCCUUAGGAGCAUUACAACUUGCUAUUAACUGCAGUGUCCAAAGCAACGGGGAAAACACCUAUUGA
Pararge aegeria (speckled wood butterfly) is the source of this 810-nucleotide messenger RNA. RefSeq lists its product as uncharacterized. The coding region runs from base 1 to 810 and encodes 269 amino acids. Gene Ontology annotation, molecular function: nucleic acid binding. Gene Ontology annotation, biological process: DNA integration. The record is from RefSeq and is a predicted model, not a curated record. The transcript has a single exon. NCBI's taxonomy places the organism in Eukaryota, Metazoa, Arthropoda, Insecta, Lepidoptera, Nymphalidae.